Molecule: messenger RNA, 528 nt
Organism: Pundamilia nyererei
Lineage: Eukaryota; Metazoa; Chordata; Actinopteri; Cichliformes; Cichlidae
Product: HLA class II histocompatibility antigen, DR beta 3 chain-like
Exons: 5
Biological process (GO): immune response; antigen processing and presentation
Cellular component (GO): MHC class II protein complex; membrane
Source: RefSeq, a predicted model, not a curated record
UUCUUCCUGGUAACAGAUGAUGCUGUGGUCAUGUACCCUCUCCUCUGUUUUUAGAGCAGCUCUCAGUCAGACUGAGUCAGUUUGUCAGGAGAACUCAGGAACAUGGCUUCAUCCUUCCUCUGCCUCAGCCUCCUCUUCAUCAGCCUCAGCACAGCAGAUGGGUUCAAAAUGUUUUGGGUGCAUCACUGUGACUUUAACUCCACUGAGCCGAAAGACAUCAAGUACGUCCUGUCUUACUAUUACAACAAGAUCGAGUUCUCCAGGUUUGACAGUGAUGUGGGGAAGUUUGUUGGAUUCACUGAGUACGGAGUGAAGACCGCAGAGGAAUGGAACAGUGGUGCAUACCUGACUCAAAUGAAAGCUCAGAAGGAGAGGUACUGCCAACACAACAUUGGUGUCUGGAACAGCAACAUUCUGCCUAAAUCAGCUCCUGCUAAGCAGCAAAACCUGGUUUUACUUCAGCAGCACAGAAAGUGUCUGAAGGCCAGCAGGUGGAUGAGGGAAGGGGAGGUAAUUUCUUCAGAAGUA